This is a messenger RNA of Gopherus flavomarginatus (Mexican gopher tortoise), 2535 nucleotides long. It is a transcript of the gene SLC4A1AP, whose product is annotated as solute carrier family 4 member 1 adaptor protein. Bases 45 to 2159 code for a protein of 704 amino acids. Gene Ontology annotation, molecular function: protein binding; mRNA binding. NCBI's taxonomy places the organism in Eukaryota, Metazoa, Chordata, Testudines, Testudinidae. The transcript has 15 exons. The record is from RefSeq and is a predicted model, not a curated record.
AAUUGCGGGGACCCGCUAGGCUGGUAGCGGCCGAGCCCAGAGGGAUGGAGUCGGUGGCCGAGGGACCCGAGUUCGGGGCCUUCAAGAGACCGGCGCUGCCGCCGGCGGCCCCGCUCCGCGGCAAGGAGGUGGGCGCCGCUCCCCGGGACCCCGAGGGGGAAGCAGCGGCUAGGGAGCCGCCGGCGGAGAGCCCGCCCCAGCCCCGGGCCCCAAGCUUGGCCCCCGGCCCCCUCCCCGCCGCGGCCCCGCAGCCCCGCUACCAGGAGCCGCCGUGGGGCAGCUCUCCCCCAGCCGAGGCCGGCUACGGCCUGGAGACCCUGAAGGGCGGCGUCAUCGUGGGCACCCUGCGCUUGGAGGGCAGGAGCUGGUUCCUGGUGGGGCGGCUGCCGGGCUGCGCCCUGGCCCUGGAGCACCCGUCCGUGUCGCGGCACCACGCCGUGCUGCAGUACCGCGGCCAGGACCAGCCCGGCUUCUACGUCUACGACCUGGACAGCACCCACGGCACCUUCCUCAACAAGGCCCGGCUCCCGCCCCGCACCUACUGCCGGGUGCGCGUGGGGCACACGCUGCGUUUCGGGGGCAGCUCCCGCCUCUUCCUGCUGCAGGGACCUGAGGAGGAUCAGGAGUCUGAGUCGGAACUAACUGUGACUCAGCUGAAGGCUCUGCGCAAGCAGCAACAGGCAAAGUUAGAGAAGACAAUGUUAGGUGAGGACUCCGAUGAAGAUGAACAAGAAGAAAAGGAAGAGAGAAGAAAUGAGAAUAAUCAGAGUAACGAUAUGAGUUGCUCGUGGGGAAUGGGGGAAGAUGCUGAGGAAGAUGAGGUUGAAGAAAAUCCUAUUGCCAUCGAGUUUCAGGAGGAGCAAGAAGCCUUUUAUUUGAAGGACCCUAGGAAGGCACUUCAGGGUUUCUUUGACAGGGAAGGAGAAGAACUAGAGUAUGAAUAUGAUGACCAUGGACACAAUACCUGGCUCUGCAGGGUUAAGUUGCCUGUGGAUGAUGCGUCAGGGAAGCAGCUGGUGGCAGAGGCUAUCCAUUCAGGAAAGAAAAAGGAAGCAAUGAUACAGUGCGCGCUGGAAGCUUGCCGAAUACUGGAUGCUAGAGGUGUGCUGCGGCAAGAGGCAGUAUCCCGGAAAAGGAAAGCAAAGAACUGGGAAGAGGAGGACUUUUAUGACAGUGAUGAUGACACCUUUCUGGACCGAACUGGGGUUGUUGAAAAGAAACGACUGAACAGAAUGAAAAAAGCUGGGAAAAUAGAAGAGAAGCCGGAGACUUUUGAUUCACUGGUUGCAAAGUUAAAUGCAGCUGAAAAAGAACUUUCUGAGAUAACAGAGAAGCUGAAGGUUUCAGGGAAAGCCCAACCCCAGCCGGCUUCUCAGGAUUCCUUGGAUGAGUUCAUGACUGAAAUAAAAUCAGGCUGCUCCUUAGACAGCGUAAUGAGGAAGAAGCUUCAUUUGCGGUCUUUUGAAUUAAGGAAAGAACAGCAGAGACUGAAAGGGUUAAUCAAGAUUGUUAAACCUGCAGAACUGCCAGAGCUGAAGCCCCAGACUGGGAGUCAUGGUCUGGAACUAGAGAGCAAGCCUAAAAAGCUAAGGUUGCCUCUCUUUGGUGCGAUGAAGGGCGGAAGAAAAUUCAAACUGAAAACUGGAAACCUGGGGAAGUUGCCUGUCAGGCGUCCAGAUAUCCCUGAAAGCUUCUUAAAAAUGAAAGAUGAUGGGCCUGAAGUGGAGGAGGAAGAUGAGGAUGAAGAUGAGCAGGAAAUCAAAGCAGCAAACAUUGGGACACAAAAAACAGAGAUGAAAAUGGCAGGAGAAGAAGUAGAACAAGAGACUAGUCUUCCUGCCAGUUCUCCUGGGAUUGGUUUUCAAUCUCAGCCCAUCAGCAAGCAGUUAAAGACACCAGAGAAUGAAUAUCAGGUGGAUCUAUCACAAGAGAAGUCUCAAGCAUCAGAGAGAGCAUGCAAGACAUUUGAAGAGAGCCCGAAGAAAAAGACGAAAGUGAAUGGCCCAAGCAGUGGGGCGGCAAAAAUGGUAGAGCCAGCCCUGUGGCGCUGCAGGGGCUCCAGCAAGCACUUUCUUCCUCACGAUACCCAGAAGACGACCCAGACUACUGUGUGUGGAUGCCUCCUGCAGGUCAAAGCGGUGAUGGCAAGACUCAUCUGAAUGAAAAAUAUGGCUAUUAAGCUUCACAGACCUCAGAGCCACUGCCUGGUGCCUAAGGGACUGUGUUACUUUGGACAGCUUCCUGCACAGAGUUGAGUGAGGGUUGAAAGAGUUGAGUUCUUGGAUGUUGUUCCAGAUUGAAUGGCAUCAGCACCAGUUCGGACAGUUAUCUUAAGCAUUGCAUUUGUUCUUUGUUUUUAAAACACUUCUAAGGAUUCCUGAGCCUUGCAUACAAAUUUUUCCACCUCUUCCUUCUGCAGUUGGCCUGGUCGUUGUAUUCAGCGUGAGAAUGUUAGACUUGUAAGGGCUUUAUGUUUAUAAGCUUGAUGAAGUGAGACCAAGCUGGUUUUAUCCAAUAAAAAUGAGAACACAAGUG